AUGGGCGGCAGCUGUCGAGUAACAGAUCCUACUCCCCAUGAGGUUUACCUUGACCUGCUUAAGCAGCUCGGGACCGAACCGUACAAACACGUGGAGAUUCAAGGCGAUGAUCCUGUUCUCCCCAGCCCGCAUCGCCUGGGUGCUUCGGCCGCGGCGGCCCUGGCUGCCUUGGGCACUGAGAUAGCUGGGCUUUGGAGGUCGAGGACGGGGAUAGAAGAGCCCGUGCAGGUGGAUGUCGAGACCGGAAUAGCCCAGUUGAUGGCUAUCUUCCUCACCACCCUUAACGGGCUUCCCAUUCGACGGCUACUCGAGGACCCGAAGCUGCUGACCCUGAGUGAUUUCUACAAGGCCAAAGGAGGCAGGUUCGUCUUUCUCUUGCACACAUACCCUCACCUUCGAGACAUCAACCUCAAGGUGCUGAACUCCCCGUUUGAACGCGAGAGUUUGGAAAAGGCUGUUGCGCAGUGGGACGCCUUCGAGCUGGAGGAAAGUAUAGGCAGCCUCGGGGGCACGUGUAUUGCGGUGAGGACACGCGAAGAGUGGGUCCGAUCACCUCAAGGCGCGGCACUCUUGGACACCCCCGUCGUCGACAUUGAAAGAGUGGGCGAGAGUGCUCCAGAACCCUUCACCAACCAGCUCGACGUCUCGGCUGGGAAGCCUCUACAGGGGAUCCGUGUUCUCGACAACACCCAUGUCAUUGCCGGCCCAAUGGCCGGACGUAUCCUCGGCGAGUACGGCGCCGAAGUUCUGUGGAUGAGCACGCCUGAUCAUCCGGACCCGCGUACAAUGAACACCGAGACGUCCAUCGGCAAGCGAUCCGCUCACUGUGAGCUCAACACGGAACAGGGCAAGAAGCAGUUCUGGGCCGCACUCUGUGACGCUGAUGUCUAUAUUUCGAGCUAUCUGUCACUGGAGAAGAAAGGCUUCGGUGUGCAGGAGUUGAUCAAGGCUCGUCCCGGAUUAAUCUUCUCCGACUUCCACGCCUGGGGAAAGGGUGGGUUGUGGCAACAGCGCCACGGCUUCGACCAAUUGGCCUGUUCGGCAACGGGGUUCGCGGACGAGGAAGGCAGAAUUCGCUAUGGGGAUGGGCGCCCUUCGCUCCCACCAACCUACCUCCUGAACGAUUACCUCGCCGCCCUCGUCGGCACGGCGGGCAUUGUAAAGGCGCUGCAGCUCCGUGCCGUAAACGGAGGCAGCUAUCGUGUCCAUGUCAACCUCAGUCGCAUCGCCAUGUGGGUGCAAUCCCUGGGAUCGUAUGAUUCUAAAGACGUGGCGCAUCUGCCGCGAUUCGCUACGGACACGAGCGAUGGAAAGCCCGGCAACGACUUGUUUACCGACAAGGUCAAACUUGUUGAUGUUGACGGGCCGUCGGGUAGGACAAGCUACCUUCCGACUCAGAUCAGGUUUGGCUCCCAAACCAUCAAGCCCGGGUUCCAUAGAGGCAGUGAGCCAACGGGCGCCUCUGGGAUGGAAUUCUUGACUCACCGAGGUCUGUAA
Exophiala spinifera is the source of this 1497-nucleotide messenger RNA. RefSeq lists its product as uncharacterized. Bases 1 to 1497 code for a protein of 498 amino acids. The transcript has a single exon. Gene Ontology annotation, molecular function: catalytic activity. Lineage: Eukaryota; Fungi; Ascomycota; Eurotiomycetes; Chaetothyriales; Herpotrichiellaceae. The record is from RefSeq and is a predicted model, not a curated record.